AUGGCCGACGUCUCAGCUGAACUGCUUCGACAGAACGAAUGGUGCGAAGGCGCCAAGGUUAAGCAUCCUGGCUGGCUGACGCGGCCAGGUAUCUGGGCGGAAUGUUUGGUCCUAAACGAAUUCACCAGUCCAGCAGUGCUAUCAUCAGUGGAAUCGUAUGAGGGAAGCAAAUCCACAAGGCGUCGCGCUUCUGUUGCGAGGGACGGAUGA
Messenger RNA from Penicillium cosmopolitanum, 210 nucleotides. RefSeq lists its product as uncharacterized. NCBI's taxonomy places the organism in Eukaryota, Fungi, Ascomycota, Eurotiomycetes, Eurotiales, Aspergillaceae. The record is from RefSeq and is a predicted model, not a curated record. Bases 1 to 210 code for a protein of 69 amino acids. The transcript has a single exon.